Cydia pomonella (codling moth) is the source of this 1120-nucleotide messenger RNA. RefSeq lists its product as uncharacterized. The transcript is spliced from 2 exons. The record is from RefSeq and is a predicted model, not a curated record. The coding region runs from base 147 to 1094 and encodes 315 amino acids. Lineage: Eukaryota; Metazoa; Arthropoda; Insecta; Lepidoptera; Tortricidae.
CGUCGCUGCGUGCGGACCGUUUAAACUGUAUUAUAUAACGUGCCAUACGUCCAAUACGCAGUCUACGUACAUUAGAUUUUAAUAAAUAUGUUAAGUUUGCAUUACUUAAAUGAUAUUUAAUUGCUGAUAAAUAAUAACAUUGUAAAAUGAAGCGGACACGCGGAAGAAAUCUCGUUUCAAUGGUUUUAAAUGAAACAAGAGAUCGUGAUUCUAGCGAAUCGCCGCUACCUCCAGGAGCAGAGACUUUACGUGAUGAAAUUGAGUUUCUAGAUAAAAUAGAUUUAGAUUCCAUAGAAUCGGAACCGUUUUCAGAAACUGUUCUCUUCAGUAAUACUUCACUGCAGCAAAGUUGUGGUUCGCCAAAUUCUGUGGAGCAUCAAAUAAUUUCUGUCGUUGCAGAUGUACAUGAUGUAAAUUCAAAUAAGUUAAAUACAAGGCAAGUUUUAAAGACCACGCGAAAAACAUGUCAGCAAAAAGGAAACUCGCAAGAAUUUGAAGACUGGGAUGAAAGUUCAAUUUUGCCUAUUGAUUAUACAAACUCACCAAUAUCAGACCUAAAUAUGACUCAAGAAUCAAUACAAUGCUUGACCCCGAUGCCAUUAAAUUUAAGAGAUUUUUCUCCAACAGGCUCCGAUACAUGUUUGGACUUUGGAAAUGAUAAUUCGCCCUUCCCUAGUGAUUACACUGGCUCACCAUUAAGCACACCAGGUAAUCGUAAACGAAAAUCUCAAAAGAAAAAAGACUUAGGUAACUUGCGAGAAACUUAUCAAGAUAUGUGGAUUGACGAAAAACGGAAGUACAAUGUUAAUCGCGGCUUAAAAUAUACGAGUAGAAAUGGUAAAAUUAAAUUAGAAAAACAAAUCAAACCACCCUGCCCCCCGACGUGUAAAAAGAAGUGCACGGUUCAUCUAACCCAAUCGGAACGGGAAAAAAUAUUUAAUAUGUUUUGGAAGAUAGGCAAUCAUACAAGACAAUGGGACUUUAUCGCUAAAUAUGCAAAACGAGAAAAGGUAAAUAGAACAACUAAAUCUGACUCCAUGAGAACUUGCACUGUUAAAUAUUUUUUUUCCAAAAAAGAACGAAGAUACUGGUGAUAUUGCUGCCAUACCCGUGUGCAAGU